Molecule: messenger RNA, 3398 nt
Organism: Peromyscus leucopus (white-footed mouse)
Lineage: Eukaryota; Metazoa; Chordata; Mammalia; Rodentia; Cricetidae
Gene: Dnajb6
Product: DnaJ heat shock protein family (Hsp40) member B6
Exons: 9
Coding region: 147-1247 (366 amino acids)
Biological process (GO): positive regulation of proteasomal ubiquitin-dependent protein catabolic process; protein refolding
Cellular component (GO): endoplasmic reticulum membrane; cytosol
Molecular function (GO): ATPase activator activity; Hsp70 protein binding
Source: RefSeq, a predicted model, not a curated record
AGAAAAGGAGAGAAAGGAAAGCGCGAGGAGACGCCGCCACCGCCACCAGCGCAGCUGUCCCAGAGCCGCGAGGAGACCGGCCGCCCGACUCCCCCCCCCUCGCCGGCCGCCGCGUCCUCGGAUUUAUUCCAACAAUCUGUUAAAACAUGGUGGAUUACUAUGAAGUUCUGGGCGUGCAGAGACAUGCCUCACCUGAGGACAUUAAAAAGGCGUAUCGGAAACAGGCACUGAAAUGGCAUCCGGACAAAAAUCCUGAAAAUAAAGAAGAAGCAGAGCGGAAAUUCAAACAAGUAGCUGAGGCCUAUGAGGUGUUAUCGGAUGCAAAAAAGCGGGACAUCUAUGACAAAUACGGCAAAGAAGGAUUAAAUGGUGGAGGAGGAGGAGGUGGAAGUCAUUUUGACAGUCCGUUUGAGUUUGGCUUCACAUUCCGGAAUCCAGAUGAUGUCUUCAGGGAAUUUUUUGGUGGAAGGGACCCAUUUUCAUUUGACCUCUUUGAAGACCCAUUUGAUGACUUCUUUGGGAACCGAAGGGGUCCCCGAGGAAGCAGAAACCGAGGUACAGGCUCGUUUUUCUCUGCCUUCAGUGGAUUUCCUCCUUUUGGAGGUGGAUUUCCUGCUUUUGAUACAGGAUUCACCCCAUUCGGCUCACUAGGGCAUGGGGGCAUCACUUCCUUCUCUUCAGCAUCAUUUGGCGGUAGCGGAAUGGGCAACUUCAAAUCAAUAUCAACUUCUACUAAGAUAGUUAAUGGCAAAAAAAUUACUACAAAGAGAAUUGUGGAGAAUGGUCAGGAAAGAGUAGAAGUUGAGGAAGACGGACAGUUAAAGUCCCUGACGAUAAAUGGUGUGCCUGACGAGAACGCCCUUGCAGAAGAAUGCCAGCGGAGAGGCCAACACACACCAGUUCUGGCCUCUGGCCCGGCCCCAGCAUCAGUCCGGGCCCCCUCCCCGGCCCGGCCCCCGACCCGGCCCCCGGCCCCAGCUCCAGCUCCAGCCCAGACUCCGGCCCCUUCUGUCAGCACCCGCCCACAGAAGCCGCCCAAGCCCUCCCCGACGGCCAAACUUGGGUCUAAAAGCUACCGGGAAGAUGAAGAGCAGGACAGGCAGCGGGGUUCUGGCAACUUGGAUGCCCCCAUGACCUCAGCAGGUGUGCAGAAGGGAGCUCGUGUGGAGCACCCCCAAAGUGGUUUGCCCCCAGACCCAGGACAGCGAGAACAGAAGUCAGGCCUGUGUUGCUGCAUUCUGACCUGAGCAGGCAUGGGGAGCUGGGGGAAGGUGCCAGGCCUACCAAGUAUGGGCAGAGGAGACCCUCCACCCAGCUCGCCUCCCACAGCUGCUCUAUGUACAGCCUAGCUGCGUGGUUCAAAGCCCCUUGAUUAAAACGGGGGUCCCAGUAUUCUGAUGUGUACGGAGUAUGUUGUCUGUGUCAAGUUGACUGCUGAGGAAAUGGCUAGGUGCUGCUUCUGUCCCCGAUGGCUCCUUUUUACAGUUUUAGUACUAGAUCUUGAGGUCUGUCACGUGACCUUACUUGCCCCAAGGCCACUCACACACUUACAGUAGCUUCACUUUCCAGACACACAAAGACACAGUCAGGUUCCCAGUAGAGUUCUCUCAGGUGAGCUACAGGUGAAGUUGGAGGCUUGGCUCCUUCCUCCCUCAGUGCUCAGGAUGGGAUCGUCCACUGUCCAGCUCUACCCUCAGCCAGCAGCUUGUAUAUCUUCAGGAGUAUUUCCUAUAGAACAUUCUGGGUGGUCAGCAUGUACACAUAGAAUUUUCCCAGUCGGGCCCAAGCCCUAUAUCAGUGUACUUUCAUUGCCCAGAAGUGAAACAAGUUUGUGCCUGUGGCCAAACAGGCCAAACUGUGGAGGAGAUGUGCCUUGGUGGUCCGUGUCUGAUUGUAUUGCAAAGUGCUCGAAGUAGGACACAGGGCAAAGGUCAAUUCCAUUGCUUCUCAGAACUUUAUAUUAAAGUCAAGCCUCCAAGCCCCUUCUGGUUCUCCUCAUAGGAGAACCCUCUAGGGUUCUAUGAGCAAAAGAACACGAAGUCCCCCAUGGGUGAGGCAUUGCUGGAACUGGGCAGCCAGCGUAUAGCAUAUACCUUGCUAUGAGGAGAUGCCAGCAAAAACAGAUGGGUGACUGGGACAUGAGCUUUGGGCAGCCGAGUGGCAGAUGGGUAGGUUUGCCUGACUGCACUAGAAAGCUUUCCUGUGCCUCGGUGACUAUGGACACCUCCCACGAUGCCUUGUUCACUCCCAGUGCUCCCAAGAGGACUGGGAGGGGUGGUGAGCGACAGAGGACAGCAGGCUUGUAGAUUUUGGCACCUCCCCAUCCCCUUCAGGUGCUGUGCCAUUAAUCUCCGGGUUUGUAGAAGGGGUACAGGGACAGGCCUGCCUGCAGAACUUGUUUACAGGUGCGCAGGCCUCCCACAGCAGGAUCUGGACAGGAAAUGGGACUGCAGCAGAUGGCCAUUCUCUUGGCCCUGGGCCACGCCUGCUAAGCAAAAGGUGAUCAGCCAAGGCUGAAGAAUCUGGAGACAGUAGAGUUGAGUAGUGAGAUCAGCAAAUCACUCUCCCCUGUCGCUUUGUCAGUGCUGAUCCAGACCUUUUCUGUGUGUGUGUGUGUUGAGGGGAGGGAGUGAACUCGUGAGCUUGUGGAUUCCUGUAGAAAUUCUUGGCCUGAGAGGCUGGAAAAGCUGUGAAUGAGCUGUGAAUGGUGGUCUCCCUGUAUAUUCCAAGUCUGGAGUCAGGAGCAUCCGCCCACAUGGCUCUGAGUGUAGCCAGUGCUUCCUCUGCUCUGUCCCUUUGCUCCUCAUGUUUUUAAGGAACCAUGCUUUCAUAUAGAAAAGGUUGUGCACAACCCUUCACUUAACCUCUAUAGAAAAGCAUGUGAGCAACCCUUCACGUAACCUCUAUAGACAAGCUUGUGAGCAACCACCCCUUCACUUACCUUCUCACUCCGAAAUGAUGACUCAUUUUGAAGUGGGGUUCUCCAAAUUGCCACCUGAGCUAUAUGAGAGCUUGGCUUAACAACAAAGUGAAAACAAAACCCGUUGGGAGGGACAUUAGAAACUUAGCUACGAUACAAAAGUGGUUUCUGGUUUCUACAGCGACAAAGCUGUAAUCUAUCUCUGGGCAACAUAGCUUGCUCUGUACUGCAAGGCACUGUCCUCUAGGCAACACAGAAGCCUUUGCAAAGUCUGAUGCUCUGCUGUUGUGAUCAGGGGGACCAAGAACAGACCUUUCCUUUUAAAAUUCUGAGAGCCAUGUUGAAGAUUUAAGAUGGUCUGGGCCAGGCUUCCUGUACUUCUUGACCCAGUGCAGCCUUCGAUGGUUUUGCCGUUAUUAUUGGUUUUGAUUGGAUUUACAAGUCUUGGGCAAAUUUUCCUUAAAAAAAAAAAAAAAAA